CUUCUCCACACCACUAGAUGGCACACACUCCCUUUUGCUACAUAAACACAAUCAGCGACAACAACGUUUGUUGUCAGGAAGUUGCAAAAAAAAAGUUACUGGUUGACAAAACGCUAACAUGAUCUAUGGACGUUCUUGAGGGAUAGAGCUGACAGAAGAAGCAGGUCAUGAACGACAAUUUUAACAGAGCUCCCGGAGCAGGGAGAAGCCUCAAUCUUGCAGCAGAUUCCGGUCUACAGAGUGCGGUGUGGAACAGUGACAGCAACGCGACGCUUUUCAACCAAAGGGUACCUUUGAGGCAGCCGAGGACGUACCCACCCCCCGGCAACUGCAACAAUAGUCCGGUCACGGAAAAUGGCGCUUGUGGUGACAGUAAAGGCCAGCAAAGCAUAAACACCAAUAGCCCCUCUGUCUCCGGGAAGUCUAACCAUUUGGAUUCUUUGGUUGAGUUCUCCAAACUCUCCGCUAGCGCUCCAGAGUUUGUCCCUACUGCCGUGUAUCAAUAUGAUACUUUUUUUGACCCCAACGAAGAAGAUUUUAGCGCGCCAUCUUUGGCUGAUAUGGUUAGAGACUUCCUUUGCCACCUGAGCUCCUCACCUGGAAUGUUUGAGUCAGAUGUUGAGUACAUAACAAGCGUGCUUAAUUCCUUUAUUACAACCGAGGAGUUGUUGGCAGAGCUGGUGGAGCUGAUCUACACAGAGUCUACUGCCAUUCCCAACUUCUCCUAUACGGGCGCGCGGCUCUGUAACUAUCUGUCCCAUCAUCUCAGCCCGCCGAGCGGGAACUUUCGUCAGCUGCUCCUGCACAGGUGUCAAAAAGAAUUUGAGCAGAGAGAUGUGGCUGUGCGAGGAGACAGAGAGACACAGAACAAGUUCCACUCCUUUGUGCUCUUUUUGGGAGAGCUCUACCUUCAUCUGCAGAUAAAGUGUGGCAAAGGCGCUAUAAAGCGAGCCGAGAUUCUUCUUACUGCAUUGAGAGAGCUGUUGAACACUUUACUCUCCAAUCCUGUAGAUGCAAACAUAAUCUGUGCAGUCAAACUUCUCAAGCUGACUGGGUCCAUCCUGGAUGACGCUUGGAAAGAAUGUGGGAAAUCGUACAUGGAGGAGCUGAUCCAGAGGAUUGAAAGUAUAGUACUGGAUGCUACAUGCAGCAGGGAUGUCAGACAAAUGCUUCUAAAGCUAGUGGAGCUAAGGUCUAGUGACUGGGGAAGAGUGUGUGCUGCGGCAUCGAGCAAUGCUACACCCGACAAUGACCCCAACUACUUCAUGAAUGAGCCCACAUUCUACACAGAAGAUGGAACUCCUUUUACAGCAGCAGACCCAGAAUACGCUGAGAAAUAUCAAGAAAUUAUGGAGAGACAGGACUAUUUCCAUGAUGUGUGUGAAGAGAAUGAAAAUGACGAAUAUGACUCGGAUAAUGAGAUGGAUCCAGAGAUCGAAGAAGCUUUUGAGAAGUUCUGUUUAGAAUCCGAGAGAAAACGACAGCAAUAACACCAAGGCGUCGUCAAUGUAAAGAGGACAUGAAAUCAGUAAUUGUUGUGAAGCAAAAAAAAAAAAAAAAAAAAGACUUGUCAGCCUCCAUGUAUUGUUUAAAUUGAAACAAGAAGCAUUUUACUAAGUUGUUAAUAGCCACAGUUCUGAGUCUGAGACCAUUUUUCUCCAUUACCCAUUGUUUAGAAAAGGAAGUGAAUUAAUUGGGUACAUUUUUAAAAAAGUAGAUAUUUUUCAGUCAUUCUCCCAUUGUUUGUUUUGUUUCCCAAAAAUACCUUUUACUUUUAUGAAGGGCAGAGUGCUGUGAACUUUCUGCUGUGGUGUUUGUUUUUCUCAGUCUCCAAAUUGUUCAUAAUAUACACAAAUCUCGGCUAACACCUGAAGUUGUUGAAAUUGUUUUAUCUUGAAUAUACGCCACAAUCUGUGGGGCAACUCAA
Molecule: messenger RNA, 1927 nt
Organism: Entelurus aequoreus (snake pipefish)
Lineage: Eukaryota; Metazoa; Chordata; Actinopteri; Syngnathiformes; Syngnathidae
Gene: paip1
Product: poly(A) binding protein interacting protein 1
Exons: 12
Coding region: 168-1490 (440 amino acids)
Biological process (GO): regulation of translational initiation
Molecular function (GO): translation activator activity; RNA binding; protein binding
Source: RefSeq, a predicted model, not a curated record